This is a messenger RNA of Motacilla alba alba, 8525 nucleotides long. It is a transcript of the gene PHF20, whose product is annotated as PHD finger protein 20. The record is from RefSeq and is a predicted model, not a curated record. The transcript is spliced from 15 exons. Gene Ontology annotation, biological process: regulation of transcription by RNA polymerase II. NCBI's taxonomy places the organism in Eukaryota, Metazoa, Chordata, Aves, Passeriformes, Motacillidae. Gene Ontology annotation, cellular component: NSL complex; MLL1 complex. The coding region runs from base 3476 to 6004 and encodes 842 amino acids.
AUGGUGUUUGUGCAGCUAGUGUAUUCUUAAAUGAGCAGUUCAGGUGGCUAGAUUUGGUGAAUUAUAUAAUGUGAAAUUAAUGAAAAACCUUUACUGCUAAAACACAGUAUGUCUGAAAUGAAGUCCCUUAAAAUGAAAAGGGAUGAUGGAUAUCUUAGAAAGGGGAAAAGGGGACUUCAUUUCUCCUUCAUUAAUGGGAAUCCCUUAAAAUGAAGUGUGAAUCUUUGUGGUAUGAUUUGCAGAGCUCUCAGGUUCUUUAAAUGCACCUCUUGAACUAAAGAAGUCAUAGGUAUGUAAGUAAAACAGAUUUCUAAAAGUCGUUGGAAAAUUCAGAAUGUACAUACUAAAGCUAGUGGUAAGGUUUUGAAUCAUGCUGUGACCUGUUUGAGAUGACUUUAGAGAGAUAUAUAUAUAUAUCCAUUAAAAAAUAUAUAUUUUAAAAUAAAGGAGUGACAGCUAUGGAGUGGACAGAAACUAUUCUUUCCCGAAGUAACUGCUUAAUAUUCAUGAGUCACUUAAGGAGCAUGGCUCUUAAUAUUUCACCUCACAGCUUGGAGAAAAAUCUGCUUUUUUUAACUGUUCCUUGUUUCCCUUCUGUGGUUUGGCUGUUUUACCAACCCUUCACUUGCUCAGUGCAGUGGGUUCAACCUUCACCUCAUGAUAGAAAGUAGUAGUGAGCCAUUACAUUCAAAAAAAUAGAAAUUGUCCUGCUGAUGGUAAGGAGGAGGAAGUGCUGUUCUGUACUUUGAUUUUCAUGUACAGGCAUGUAGGAAAGGCUGGUCAAAUUCUGGCCUUGAGUAACUUGGUUAAAACUUCUUAAAUACCUAAACAGAAUAAUUUUCAUUACAGACAGGGUUUUAAGUCUGAUCUGUUGCCACACAUUCCUGUGUGGUAACUGUAGCAUGUGGGGUUUUUUGUCAUGCUCUCUGCCUUUAGUUUCCUGAAACUUUAAGUUUGAGCAAGGAAAUUGAAUCUGUCCCCCCGAGUAGAAGUCUUAAACACAGAUUCCAGUAAUGAAUGUCAGUGGUACAAUUUGUUUGUCACUGUUGUGGAGAGGUAUGGCAGUCCUCCAGAUUUCUGUAUCUGCCAGGCUGGAUCGGAAUGCUAUUUCACGUUUGCCAUAAAGUUCCCUUAAUAGCUUUUAAAUGAUUAUCAUUGUGUGUGGUGGAAAGUUGACUAAUACUCACAAGUGAACUACUGUAGAAUCUUAAUUUCCAUGAGAAAUGCUUUUAUGUUAUUUAGCAGUAAAUAAAUGGAAUUGAACAAUCUGAAGAAAUACCUCUGCAUAAGUAAACAAAAAUGUUUUGUCUCUCUUUUAGGAAGUUUCAUGAUACUGCAUAGCUUUGGAAAGGUUUUGAAAGGAGAUGAAAGGGGUUUUUAGUUGGUUCUUUCUGUUUUCUCCUUUUAUCCUUUGUCCAAGAAGAUUUCUCUUAGCCCGAGGGAAUCUCUUAAGUUAUGCUAGAACAUUUUUCUGUCCUUUAGCAUAAAAAAGCAUAAAGUGAGAAUUUCCUAGUGAGCUCUACUUAUACAACCAGAAGUAAAGUUUGAAAAAAAAAAACCAAAAACAAACACCUGAACCACUGGAGUGCUCAAGAAUCAGAAAAAACGGGUACAGCAGUAGUGUAGUAGCAUGUUGGAAGGUGUCUUGUUCCUGUCCUUCAGGAGGAGAGAGUGUAGUCAUGAAGGCAGACAUAGCUCAAAUCUUAGUACUUGUUAAGGAAAAAAAAAAAAGUGCUCCAAACCACACAAUUCCUGAAGGAGGCAACAUAAGCAGGUCAUAAUUCCUUUAAGUACAGUAUUACUCUGUCCCCGUGUAGAGUGUGUAACUGGCUAUGUUGAACAAUGAUGGUAAAAUGCUAAUGACCUGUAACAAUGUGAAUGUGCCCUUGCAAGGACACACAGCUUUGAAGAGUUCGGGAACACCAAGAGGCAAUUCAGACAUACUGUAUUCACGAUUCAGUUUCUUGAGAAUAUUUUGACUAGGAUGGCUUCAGAGUGUUCCAGUACCACAUACUUGAUUCAAAUCAGAUGGUUUUGUAAGCAUGGAAAGUGUUGAAACAUAGUUGCCUGGGGUUGUUUUUUGAGGUAGUAGGUGUUCGUUUGUUUGUUUGUUUUCCCCUAGUGUUUGAGUUGUUGCUAAAGCUUCUCCCAUAAGGAAUUUACAGAAUACAAACUUAUAGAACAUCUGUUAAAAGGAGUGCUCAGACAUGUGAAAGACUUCCUUCCCAUUUACUUGUCUGUUUUCAUGUCUGUAUAUAGCAAUUUCAUGCUUUUAAACAGUGACUUUUUUAAAAAAUCACAUCUGUACCAAGUAUGGUUGAAAUAAUGUUAUGGAGGGCCGAGCAGAUUGCACGUUCACCAUUUUAAUGUAGCAGUAUUAUUUCUUAAAGCUGUGGUCUGAAAAUACCUUAAAAGGUAUCACUUCAUGUAAGCCACAGAUAGACAGGAAUAUUAGAGUGGGACAAGGCAAGAUGUAGUGCAGUACAAGGAAAUAGUCAGUCUUAAGUGCAUUCUCAGAAUUUCAUAUGGCUUGAAACACGUGUUCCACUUCCUUUCCCCAAGAAGGUGUUGAGGUAUUUAGCCUUUCCUGUCCUCUUUCCCUGGGUCAAAGUUCAAGAUUGUUAGGCCCUGUAGAACUGUGUCUGGGAAGGAGCAUGGUUGCUCUUUAAUGCUUCAGUUAGGCAACAGGAAGAGAGAAGGUAAUUGAACUAAAGGCAGUGUUGACACAUGACCAAAUAUAAAUUAUUAAUCCAUGUGCAAAGGUAGAUAAGAUUUCUGUUCAUCUAGGACAACCUGUAGUAGGAUCACUGGAAGGGGGAAAAAAACAUGAUCAGCAUGUAUCAUCCUCCCUGCCCCAUCUCAGUGGUGUAAAACCUGAUCACAAAAGGAGAAGGACAUGGAGUAGCCUAAACAAUAUAAGCAGCAAUGAUUAGUGCAAGCAAACUGUGUGUCUGUUUUGAAUGAGACUCUUCUGUGAAAGGAAGAGAGUUUGCAGAUCUAAGUAAUUGCGCUGUCUGCUGUUUUCUCUGCUCCUGACUCCCACUCUUUCUGCAGUGUCCCAAGUAGGUUUUAUGUAGUACUGCACGAGCUAAUAGGGACCCAGCCUACUUCUGGGAGCAAAGGAACAGCAAAUGUCUUCUGUCAUUGCGUGGUGAAGAAUGGAUUUCUUGCCCUGUCCUGUUCACAUUGCACAAGUCCUUCACCAGUUCAGAAUAUUGUGGAUGAUGCUAAGCCUAAGGAAAGAGGUAAUGAAAUUCCAUCAGCUCCUGAAAGCCAGGAGAAAUUCAAAGAGCAGAGGAAAGCAACAGGUAAUGCAAAGAAAGACGAAGAUGAAAAGACAUUAAAGAUUGAGAAACGAGUUAAACAACCCGAUAAAGAGGGAAAAUUUAUAGUCAUCUCUGAAAAAGGCAAGAUCUCAGAAAAGAAUGUAUCUAAGAAUGGAAAAGAAGAUAAAGAGAAUAUAUCAGAGAAUGAUAUGGAAUAUUCAGUAGAGACACAAGUUGAGAAGAAGCCUGAGAAUGACAAGGUAAAGAGUCCAGAGGAAAAUGCGAAGGAAACUAAGCGAAAGCGUGGCAGACCACCAAUAACACCUCCCACAGAGCCAAGUUCUCAGACACUGCAGCCCAUAACUUUGGAGUUAAGACGUCGGAAAAUACCUAAAGGAUGUGAUGUUCCAUUGAAGCGUCCCAGGAUUGAAAAAACAUUGUCUCAGGAAAAACUUAAGAACUCUUCAGAUAAUGCUGAGAGAGACCAGAUCAGGAGGCGAUCUUCAAGACUCUCAUCCAGUAUUAGCCAUGAGAUUUUAAAUACAGAUCUUGUCACAACUUCCACGGAAAUUCAGACUUGGAAAGAUGCAGUACCUAACCAGAAUGAAUCUGAGAAGGUCCAUUUAGAAAUUCCUGUUGAAUCUGACCAAAGUUUUGGUGAACUAGGAUCACCUGGAAACACAUUGCAUAGCACAGCACUCAGUACAGGUGCCAGUUUGCAGGAAGAAAAAGCUGAAGACACUGAGUCUUCCUCUGUUCCUGUCAGAACUCAAGAACCUUCUGCUGCUACAGGUUCAGUAACAAAACCUUGUAGGAGAACAGAUUUUCUUGCAUCAAAAAAAGCUGCAACUGUUGACCAAGAUCACAAGUUUAGAUGCAAGUUCUUGGACUGUUCAAAAUCCUUCCGCAAAGCCAAGUUAUUGCAUUAUCACAUGAAAUACUUUCAUGGAGUGGAGAAGGCUGCAGAAUCACAGCAGAACCCUGUAAAAAGAAAUAUUCAAACCAGAGCUUCUUUGGCUUCUGAAAAAGCUAAUCAAGAAAGGUCAAAAAGAGGACGGACCACAACUGGUUCACUGUAUGCUCCUCUACACAUAACCCUCAGGAGUACCCCAUAUAGAGAUGAAAAAGUAGAAAAGAGAAGAACUUCAACUCCUGUAAGUGCACUAAAUAGUCACCAACAUUCUAUUAGAGACCAAACAAGGAACCACAUAGCAAGAGCACUGCGGAGGCCUCGGGAAAGAGAAAGAGUUCAACAUGCUGUUAAAGGACAUGAGAAGAACAAAGAAAAAAAAUCCAAAGACUAUGAAAGAUCCAAGUCAAAGAAAAAGAAAAAAAAGAAAAAGAGAUCUAAGCCUGGGUAUUCGGGCACUGGGGAGGACACAGAUAUCUCACAAGAGCUUUCACCUGAAAAAUCAGUUGUCACAAAAUCUAAUUCUUCAAAUAAAUCAUUUGCUCACCCAAGUACCCUGCUUCAAUGCACUGAUUCCGGACAGCACAAGGGAAAAUCAAAAGCAAAUGGAUUUUAUGUAAAUACUUCUUGUACAGAGGAUGACACCCUGAGUGAGUCAUCUAUGGAUAGCUUGCCUUGGAGUGAUGAUGACUGCAGUCAGGAUGUUGAUGUAACCACCAACCCUGAUGAAGAAGUUGAAGAAAGUGAUUUUGAGAUUGUUCGGUGUGUUUGUGAAGUAAAAGAAGAAAAUGACUUCAUGAUUCAGUGUGAAGAGUGUCUGUGCUGGCAGCAUGGCAUCUGUAUGGGCUUACUGGAAGAUAAUAUACCUGAGAAAUAUACCUGCUAUAUUUGCCAAGAUCCUCCAGGUCAGAGGUCCAGCUUAAAGUACUGGUAUGAAAAGGAGUGGUUAAGUAAUGGUCACAUGCAUGGCUUAGCAUUUUUGGAAGAAAAUUACUCCCACCAGAACGCCAAGAAGAUAGUGGCCACUCACCAGCUGCUUGGUGAUGUACAGCGAGUGAUCGAAGUCCUGCACGGGCUGCAGCUGAAGAUGAGCAUAUUACAAAAUAAAGAACACCCUGAUUUAAAGCUUUGGUGUCAUCCAUGGAAGCACAUCACAGUGGAUGAAAAAAUCCAUACAAAACACAUCAUUCACUUUGAGGAAAGCUGUUGCAAAGAGGAGACAGCAAGUUACAGAACUUGGAAUGGGACAGUUGAGAAACCCUCAACAGUUGCUUCUGUGGAGGAAUCUUACAUUACGAGUGAACACUGUUACCAGAAGCCUCGGGCCUACUACCCUGCCAUAGAGCAGAGGCUGGUUGUGGAAACAAGAGGUUCAGCCAUGGAUGAUGGAGUAAACAGAAUAAGGGAAAAUGGGGAUGAUACCUUCUCAGAGAGGUUUGGCUGGAAUCUGGACCAAGAAAUAUGCAAGAUGGAAAAUGAAUCUAAACACAAUUACUCUAAGGUGAGGGAGUCUGUCUCUAAGAAAGUCUCUCCAGAGGAAGCUAUUGAAAUUAAAUUGCUGGAAAAAGACAAAGAAGGAGUAAUGAACUCACAGCUGCAGUGGCAGCUCAAUCUUUUAGCUCACGUGGAAUCUCUACAAGAUGAAGUCAUACACAGAAUGGAUUUCAUUGAGAAGGAGCUAGAUGUUCUGGAGAGUUGGCUGGAUUACACAGGAGAGCUGCAACCCCCAGAACCACUGGCUCGACUCCCCCAGCUCAAACAUUGCAUAAAGCAGCUGAUAACAGACUUGGGCAAAGUGCAGCAGAUCGCGCUGUGCUGCUCCACGUGAGGCUGGAGAGCUCUGGGCUGUGACUGCAUGCAAAGCUGGAGUGUCUGAUGGCAGCACAUCUGAAUCUGUAAAUUAAACUAGCAUGCUGGUUGCAUGGGAUGCAGAUUGACUUCAGGGACUUGUGAAGAAGUGUUGUUCAAAGAAGAGCAAAAAGGUUAUUUCAGGUCUAUCAGACAAUUAUAAUGCUGUGGAAAAGGUCAUACUCUUGUCUCCAGAGGGUGCCUGUGGGUUGAUAAGUUAGACUAAAAUUUUCACUCCCUACAAGUUGCUCAUCAAAAUGGUAGACUUUUGCAUCAGUAAAUUGACUAAAAAUUGUGCCACUGAAGAACAGAGUUCUAAGAGCCAAAAAAGUUUGGUUGACAGGGGUUGUAAAUAACUUUGUGUAGUUUAAGUGACUCAUGUCAUGUUUUAUUUCUUCUGGUUUAUGCAUACUAGCACUCAGUAUUUAAUCAUUAGGAGAUGUUAUAACAGUUUCAGACUUAGUAAGUAUGAAUGUCCAGCUCUUGACUAUAAGUGUUAUGUGGAGGUUUUCAAGUAACAGUGGCCUGACCCACACCUCUGUUACAGUAAAUAAUGUAGCAGGAGGUCACAGGUGGAUUGCACUUAUUUUCAGAAUAAAUGAUUGUUUUCCAUAUUUGUCCUCUCACUGUCACAUGACUUGGUACUGCAGAAGCCCAUGAAAGUUGUGUUUAUAUGUAUUCUUGAGCUCUUAAAUCCGGCCGUCCUGUGCCUCCUGCAGCACUUGCUGGGGGGAUACCCUCGUUGCAGUAGUAUGGAAUGCCACCAGGAAAGGACUGGAGCCACGCUCUUGAGUUCAGACUGCAGCAUGGUCUGUCAUAGAUGUGAUAUAUUUUCUACCCAUUUGUUAAUAAUUGCCAUUCCGGUUAUAUUUGGAAAUCUAGAUUUUUUUUUUUUUCAAUACUCUGGAUGUGUUCAUUGUAAAGACUUGCUAUGAAUAUGUGGUUUUGGGAAUCAGUUCUUGUGUAAAUAAAGCCUCAAGAUCUAUGCAUGAGGUGCUGUCCUUGCAGACAGUGAGUGGGUUAUUAUCUAAAAUACUCUGUGUUCACAAAAUCCCUUUUUAUACCUUAAGUUUUAAUUUUCAGUUUAUAUUUACUUUGUGAUGUAGGUGACAAGGCUGCUGAUGUUCUGUCAGGUUAUACAGAACCUUUGGAACGUUGUGAGCAUUUGAGAGGUUCAGAGUCUUUCAGCUGCAGAUCACCGCUCCUGAAAUAAUGGCUGUAACUUAGUUUUCCUUCACAGACGUUGCUGAGUUCAGUUCCCUAUGGAACACAGUGAGCUGGUUUUGCAGUGAGAGGGUGUCCUUAAAAAGCUGGAUUUGUUACCCUUACUUUAUUGUGUGCAGUGGUACUACCGAAGGGUAACAUUCAAACAGAGUUGUAAUGGAAAGGCCCAUACCUGUACAAAUUACUAAUUUGAAAUAUAUAUCUGUAAUGUUUUUAUUCUGCAAAGAAUAAUGAAAACUUGAAAUAUCCAGUAUUAUUGUAGGAGUUACAGACUCUACAUGGUGAAUAUUUUAUUUCCUUCAGAAAACAAAGUAAUUAGGAUGCUCUAGGUAGUAACUAAGACUUUUGUGCCAAGAUUCAGUUCAGGCAAGAAUUUUUCUCACAGUUUUAUAGUACUGUAUUGGUAUAUAGUGAAUACAAUGUACGUACAGCAGAAAAACCAACCUUCUUUUCUGUAACACAAUUGGAAUAACAUUGUUUUUUAAGGAUCACUUGGCUCUCUGAAGAUGAGACCAGUGCUUAUACCUUGGCUCAUUCCUGUCAGGUACCUGAGCUCAUGUAGCUCAGAACAGCAUCAGAGGAGCCUCCCAGGCAGCUGGUGAUUUUCAGGUGAAAUAGACCAGAAAAGUUGUUCCCUGGUUACAAUCUGUAAAGCAGGAUACGGUUGUGCUCCCAGUCUGAAGGCAUUCAAGCAUUCAGUCCCUGAGCUGGCUUCUUGCUCCAAAGGGGGAUUUCUUCUCAAGCAAUGGCUUUUGUGUGCUCAUUGUGUAUUUUCACUUGUCAGUUUAUUUUUGCUCAGGGCAGUAUUGGAGGUUUAGAAGAAAAGGCAUUUCCCAUGGGUAGAUCAAGUUGCAGACCCUGGACACUUGCAUCCCUUCAGUAGUGCUGGCGAAGCCCUUGCAGAUAAAGACUGAAAAUAUUUAUUUAAAAUAGAGUAGUACUUCUCGUAUUCAGGGAAGAUUCUUCAUUGUGCUCUGCCUGGAUUCAUUUCUGUCCCUUUUUUUGCAAGUUUCCUCAUUGUUAUUUUUAGUCUGGACUAGCUGUUCAGACUGACAGGUCACUUUUUUGUUUCUUUAAAUCACUGGUAAGUGAAUGCAACGUGGAGCCUUGAUGAACUGAGCAAACAUUGCACUGUGGGUACACACGUGUUUGUUGAUGCACUAUUAGAACCAAGGGGCUGUACAUAGAAUUUUGUUUUGGAGCAAUAUUUGCAAAACUUGAAAACUUCUGUAUCUUGGUGUUUGGAAUAAAUAAAAAAUAGGUUUUUGUUGUUUAAA